UUGUAUCAUUGGAUUCAGCACUGAGAACCGAAGAGAGAAAGAAGAAGAAGAAGCAAAGCAUAAAAUAUCAUCAAUCAUGACGGACUAUGCACAGGAGCAAGAGAUGGAAAUUGAAGCGUUGGAAGCAAUACUUAUGGAUGAAUUCAAAGAAAUUCACUCUGCUGAGAGUGGAUUGAACACUUCUAAUAGGUGCUUCCAGAUAACACUAUCUCCACAGGAUGAUGAGUUAGACGAGUCAACAACUACUCCAGUUCAGCUGGCUUUAAUUUUCUCUCACACAGAAAAGUAUCCAGAUGAACCUCCUCUUUUGAAUGUAAAAAGUUUACGAGGAAUACAAGUUGGUGAUCUUAAAGUUUUGAAAGACAAGCUUGAACAAGAGGCAUCUGAAAAUCUUGGUAUGGCCAUGGUCUACACACUGGUUACAUCUGCUAAGGAGUGGCUGUCUGAAAGAUAUAGCCAAGACACUAGUAAUGACAACGCUGGAGAAGAAGAAGUGGAAAAAGAAGAUGUAAUUAUACCACAUGGAGAGCCUGUUACUAUUGAGACAUUUUUGGCAUGGAGGGAAAGGUUUGAGGCAGAGUUGGCAUUAGAGCGAGCCAAAUUAAUGCCGGAAGCUGCACUCACAGCACCUAAGGAGAAAAAGAUGACUGGCAGACAGUGGUUUGAAAGUGGAAGAGCUUCUGUGAAAGGUGCAGCUGCAGUCAAUGAAGGAUCUGAGGAGGACAUUGUGGAAGAUAUUGAUUUCGAUGACGAUGAUUUUGAAGAUGAUGAAGAAGAUAUGCUUGAGCAUUAUUUGGCUGAGAAAUCUGACUCGUCAGCUCACUCUUCAACGCGAGCUAACUAAAUGAAAGUGUUGUAAUUUAACAUAUUGAACUCCUCAUUUGAUUGAGGGUUUAUUAUUUUUCUGGACAUUGUAUUCAUAGGUAUUUUUGCCCCAUUUGAGGAGAUGAUUAAGUGGAGUGAGAGUUUUUCUAUACUCA
Pistacia vera is the source of this 980-nucleotide messenger RNA. Its product is annotated as RWD domain-containing protein 1-like. The record is from RefSeq and is a predicted model, not a curated record. Gene Ontology annotation, biological process: cytoplasmic translation. Bases 77 to 844 code for a protein of 255 amino acids. Gene Ontology annotation, molecular function: protein binding. The transcript is spliced from 11 exons. Lineage: Eukaryota; Viridiplantae; Streptophyta; Magnoliopsida; Sapindales; Anacardiaceae.